AUUGGAACUUUCUACGGCCAGGAAAGACUGAUGUUUCCUGCUUCUCUCUCACUUGUCAGACGCCUGUGGGCUGCAAGAAAUCACACUUUCAGUUUUGGGGGUUUGGGGGCUUUUGUCCAAAUUAGAGCGGGGUAAAUGUUAGGUACAGUGACAGAUUAAAUGCUGUAGAGCGAAACAUCCCCACUGGAACUACGAAGUAGAUGAAUACCGCAUCUAGAUACUGUAAGCAGUGACCCAGAAUGGGGAUGGGCCAGUUGUAUACUUGAAGUCUUAUCCUGGAGGACCCAUUACUUUCCGACCCUGCACCUUUAAAUGCCGACAGCCUCCAAGAUGGAGGAGCAGUCCAGUCUCCCCAACGUCAGCAUACCCUGCCACAAUGAGCAGAGGGACAAGAAAAAGCGUUACACAGUUUACAAAGUGAUAGUCUCUGUCGGACAACAGGAAUGGUUUGUCUUCAGACGAUAUGCAGAGUUUGACAAACUCUACAACACAUUAAGAAAACAGUUUCCCUCUAUGAACUUGAAAAUUCCAGCCAAGAGGAUAUUUGGAGAUAAUUUUGAUCCUGAGUUCAUCAAGCAAAGAAGAGCAGGGUUGCAUGAGUUCAUCAAGCGAAUUGUCUCACAUCCUCAGCUUUGCAACCACCCAGAUGUGAGGACCUUUCUGCUGAUGGACAAAAUGCAAAACUUCUCAGAUGCCUCUGAGGAUGAAGAUGACAAAAACAACUCUACCUCCAGAAACAUUAACCUGGGACCCUCUGGAAAUCCACAUGCCAAACCCACAGACUUUGACUUUUUAAAGGUCAUAGGAAAGGGGAGUUUUGGGAAGGUUUUCCUUGCAAAACGAAAACAUGAUGAAAAGUAUUAUGCAGUCAAGGUCUUACAGAAAAAGGUCAUUCUCAACAGAAAAGAGCAAAAGCACAUCAUGGCAGAGCGCAACGUGCUGCUAAAGAAUGUGAAACACCCUUUUCUGGUUGGGCUUCAUUAUUCCUUCCAGACCACAGACAAGUUAUACUUCGUCUUGGAUUUCAUCAAUGGAGGAGAACUUUUCUUCCAUCUUCAAAAAGAGCGGACCUUUCCAGAACCCAGAGCAAAAUUUUACAUUGCUGAAAUGGCAAGUGCACUGGGAUAUCUGCAUUCCCUCAACAUUGUUUACAGAGACUUGAAGCCAGAAAACAUCCUCCUUGACCAAGAAGGGCAUAUCGUUUUGACAGACUUUGGAUUGUGCAAGGAAGGCAUUUCCCAGACAGAUACCACCACUACAUUUUGUGGAACACCUGAGUACUUGGCUCCAGAGGUCCUGAGGAAGCAGCCGUAUGAUAAUACAGUAGACUGGUGGUGUCUGGGUUCAGUGCUGUAUGAAAUGCUCUUUGGCCUGCCUCCAUUCUACAGCAGGGACACACACGAGAUGUAUGACAACAUCCUCCACAAGCCACUGGCGAUGCGUCCUGGUGCGUCCAGCACCGCCUGGUCUCUACUCCAAGGCCUGCUAGAGAAAGACGGCACACACAGACUGGGGUCCAGGGAUGACUUUAAUGAGAUCAAAGCACACAGCUUCUUUGCCUCCAUCAACUGGGAUGACCUUGAACAAAAGAAGAUCCCUCCUCCAUUCAAACCCAAAGUGAACUCUUACUGUGAUAUCUCAAACUUCGAUCCAGAGUUCACAGAAGAGAUGGUCUCCAGCUCCAUCUGUUGGUCUCAAGAACAUUCCAUAGUCAACGCCAGUGUAAUGGAGGCCGAUGAUGCCUUUGUGGGCUUCUCUUACGCCCCACCUUCUGACGACUCUUUCCAGUGAAACAUUCCCAAUGAGGUCUUCAAAUGCCUUUAACCAUUGUAACUUCUUUUGAUUAAAGGGAAGAAAUUUAUAACAUGGAUGAUCCUUGUUCUAUGAAGCCAAAGCAAACAGCUGAGAAGAAACAGCACUAAAAAAACUGAUUUUGGUUGGAGCAAAGAGUGCCAGAAAAGUCUUUAUUUUUACCUAUUUGUAUUUAUAUGAAUAUAUAUAUAAAUAACAGAUGAUAUUUUUAAGAAUUAAGGACAGUCAUUCUCUAUUAAUGUAAUUUCUGGUGGUUUCUAAAACGAGCCUUUAUAAAGCCUUAAAAUUGUCCCUGAAAUGACAUCACUAAGUAGUUUUCUGAAAAACUUGAACAGUUCACUGGACUAAAAAUGACACCAUUUGACUGUUGAUUGGAAGGGUGUUUGUCCAUGUAAUUACUGUAAAAAUACUCUCAUGUAUCAUAUUCAUAUUAACUAAGCUGGAAAUAGGGAUUACUUGAGAGACCGCUGAAUUAAGCAGUUUGGUUUAUAGGUCACAUUUGUAAAAAAAAAAAAAUUAAGUCUUCUUCUUUUUAAGUUACCUUUCAGUUUGUCUCGGCGAGCACUGAGUGAAUUGUUUUUUUUAUUGGAUUGUUUGUGUUUAUUUUUGUGCUAUUUUUUGCCUUAACAUUUAUUCAUAAUAGCAGAACUUUAAAUUCCACAAUGCUUUGCUUCACCUGGCAAUUUAGUAGUCCUGUAUUCCAACACAGUAAUAAAAAAUCAAAGAAG
Messenger RNA from Lates calcarifer (barramundi perch), 2540 nucleotides. It is a transcript of the gene sgk3, whose product is annotated as serum/glucocorticoid regulated kinase family member 3. The record is from RefSeq and is a predicted model, not a curated record. Bases 313 to 1791 code for a protein of 492 amino acids. Gene Ontology annotation, biological process: protein phosphorylation. The transcript has 17 exons. NCBI's taxonomy places the organism in Eukaryota, Metazoa, Chordata, Actinopteri, Centropomidae. Gene Ontology annotation, molecular function: phosphatidylinositol binding; ATP binding; protein serine/threonine kinase activity.